This is a messenger RNA of Letharia columbiana, 5331 nucleotides long. RefSeq lists its product as uncharacterized. Lineage: Eukaryota; Fungi; Ascomycota; Lecanoromycetes; Lecanorales; Parmeliaceae. Bases 1 to 5331 code for a protein of 1776 amino acids. The record is from RefSeq and is a predicted model, not a curated record. The transcript has 2 exons.
AUGGGCAUCGAGACUCGCAAACCGCCGUUGCCAGCGCCAACCGAGUCCUCAACCUUGCAAACAUCAGGAGGCAGCGGUGAAGAGGCUGACCUUGCUACCGACGUCUCACGCCGCACAGAUCGGACAUCCUACUCGAUACCUGAAGACGGAAGUCCAGUAACCAUACCUACGAAGAAGCGCAGGGACUCCCGCGAUAAAGGCCGUGAGAGUGCACUUACUCACGCUUCGCACCAUUCCCAGACGUCGCUAUUGAUCGAAUACUUCGAGGGCGGAAAAGGACCGAACGUACAUUCCAGGCCCAGCGUCCGGGUGAAGGUGACGCCAUCAGCUGCGCGUAAGAUCAAAGACACAAACGAGCACGUUCAGGUCACCGCGUCAAAAGGCAGUCGCAAGCCUUCUUACACAAGGCGGAUAUCGCUGGGCCAACACUCUACGGGAGAGAGGCAGGCCACAGAGAGUGCGGACGACAAGAGUAUUAGCUCGUACACAUCGGCGGCGGAAGAGUCAAGCUUAGCUCAUCGAUACCCGCCUGUGGAGGUCGAAAUAAUGCAUAGAGACCAAGAUAGUGACCUAUCUGGCCUAAAUCUAGCAAGGGAGGAGCGAUACACUCAUGUGAACCCAUCCGACAUAUCGUCUAUGCCACCGGAUAGCAUGCUCGAGGGAAAGGCAGGAAGUGUGACACCUCGCCGCGGCAGUCGAAGCACAAGCAGAGAUGCUGUUGUCACCACCGAUACUCUGAAGACGCCAUCGCGGAGGAGAAGCCGAAGUCUCAGUAAAGAGAGACUAGCCCACAAGGCUAUGGAAAAGCUAGUGGAAAGGCCUCGAGAAGUCAGUGGUGGGAAGCACAAGCGCAGCAGUAAAACUCGCAGCCGCAGUGGCAGCAAUGAGCAGCUUGUCGAAGAUGUCAAUAGUAGGCGGCGCAGAUCGAGCAAAGGAUACAGAGAGGAAGAGCUUGCCAGUGGUGCCGAGUCAAGCCUCCUCACAACGUCUCAGCUCUCUCCUCGACGGGAAUCUGGCGAUCAAUACUCCUUCCGAUCUGGAACCUCAAAAUCCUCAAUCAAUGCCAACCCAAGAUUGCUCGAGACGGUGGAGAAUGCUAUCCGCCGCUUAAUCAUGCCGGAAUUGGAGACGUUGAAGCAAGAGCAGAAGAUGCAGCAAAGUCGCCAAAAGUUCGACCGGAACAGUAGGGGAUCCGUGGAUUCGGGUCGAAGCGUUUCACAUACCGAAUUGUCUCGCAAGCUCUCCAAACAUGCAAGUGCUCCAGAUGUUUCUGGAAAGCCCAAGGUGUUUCUUAAUAGAGAUGAGCACAAUGCAGGGACACUGUUAUCGGGCGAUUCGAUUAAGGGCAGGAAAGAGAGCAGACGGGACAGAAAGUCCGAUUCGCCUUCUGAGCGCAGGUCAGAGCGCGAUAUGUCGGAGGAAACUGUCAUUCGUGAUGGAGAGAAACCCUCUCGAAAGAGAAGCAAGGAGCACCGUUUGAAAGACACUACGGCUGGAGCCAUUGCGGGAGGAAUCCUUACAGCUGCGGCUUUGAACCAUCAUGACCUGAAGCACAAUGACUCAAGGUCUAGCAUGGAUCGGGAGAAGCGAAGGAGGAGGAGGAGUAAAGGGAGUCACAGUCGAAGUGCGAGCAUUGCUGAGAGUACCGAAGAGAUCUUUAACAAGCAUGACGUUCCUCCGAUGCCGAUGCGGAGCGACAUCCAAAGUUCGGAAGUGACGCGAGACUCAAUCUUGUCAGAACAGACCGAUGGGACAUUAGGGACGUUAAGGACACUAUCCCCUUCGGAGGAACGAAUACAUACCGCAGAGAUACGACAGGUAUCUCGCGGUUCUCCCCGCGAGAUUUUAUCUCCCGCCUCAAGAACGCCGACCAGAACACCUCAAGAUGCGCGAAGGGGAGGGCUAGGAACCUAUCAUAGCAAUUUAUCGCAGGGAGACCUCGCGGAGGCUAGUCCACACAGCAAUCGAAGCUUUCGGGAUGACGAGCAUCACUCAAAACUGGUGGAAGCAGGUGUUGUUGGAGCAGUGGCUGGAACAGCUGGUCUCACUGCCCAUAACUUAUCAGAUCGCAACGAUCAAUACGAUAGACACGGAUUCGCCUAUCAGCAGGAGAGUCGUGGCCUAAGUCCUAUCCAGAGUGUCUCUAGUCGUCAGGAAAGCGAGAUUAACCGGCAGUCGUUCGGUCAUAAAGGCUCUUUGUCAUCCCUGAAGCAGCCCCUAAAGAAGGACUCAGCUGCUUCGAUGAGAUCGUUGGCGUCUCCUGUUAGCGUGGAUAUGACUCGUUCGAACAGACCCAAAGGCAUCAACUUCGAGCCAGGUGAAGAUGUGCUUGCGCAGCUCCGCGACUCGAAGUUUACGGAGGGUGAGUACUCUGAUAAAGACCCUGCGAUGGAUGAGUGGCUGGAGCAGGAACAUGAAAAGAACGAUCGCUAUCGCGAUUCUGGCAGCUACCGAGACUCUAUGAUUGAUUACAAGCAUAUGACAAACUACACAGAUGACAGCAUGGAUGCCCCAUAUCUCGACAAAGUUGCCGCCGCUCAAGAACGUCACACCGUGGGCGUUGGCAGAAACCCUGAUUACAGAAGCACACCAGUAGCCGUUGAAUCAGCAGUUGCAUCGCUUCUUGAGACUUCAGUGAUUUCGUCGAAACAGGAAGACAGAUCAUAUGCUGGAUCGCGCGAACAAGAACGGGUGGAAGCUGAUGCGGAGCGCGAAGUUGCUCAAAAUUCUAGGGAGCAGCAGCACGAGCAUCAGACCAAGUCAUCCUCUGAGAAGCACUAUAGUUAUGACAGGCUUUCUGCCAAAGACUCUCCACGUCAGAGCAUUGCUAGAUCCCUGGAUGAACGCGAGGAGCACAUUCCCAUGGGUGCCAGUGGCUUGCCAGUAGCUGAUGACCCCAUACCUGAGAUCGGACAUGGCUUGCACUCGGACUCUGAGAUUAGCACCAACCCUUCCAUCAUCCAAGGACCAAUGGGUGGCUAUCAGAAUGACAAUCUCGAUCACUGGCCAAACAAGCCCACCCCACCACAGGCCAAAGGAGAGUUCUUGUCUCCCUCUAAGGAUUCAAGUGCUCAAGACAGCCUCAAGGCCGCUGCUGCAGGCUUCCUUAACGCAGCGACUUUAGCUAGCGGACGAGGCUCCCUUGAAGAGCAAGGAAAAUCGCGGGAAAUGUCAAUACACGACGACUAUCAGCCCAGGUUUCAUGAUGACUAUGAGACCAACGCCAAGCAUGAUUUCAGCCCCGUUCGCGAAACUUAUAUGGCCGGUGGAAGAGUUCCUAGUCCACCCAAAGACGAGGGCUACAUCUCUGGGCCUCAACGUGGUGCUGCCAGUCCGGAAAUACGCUUCAGAGAUGCUAAAGCCUUCAACGACCGGGGAAGGGAUGGCAUGACCGAAGAUGAAGAUCCAUUUAUUAGCCGAGGCCACGACAGGCAUCUGAGCACCAAUUCGCAUGGACUGGCACAUGGAAUGGGCUCCCCGCUCUACGACAGCGCUACAGGCGGCGGCAUUGACAGAAUCCAGUCAAAAGACAUUGUGGCGCUCAUGGAUCAUCUUACGGUCAGGGACGCCCAACGCAAUGCCAGAGAUACUGAAAUAUUGGUGACUCUGGUCAGAAGUGCAGCUGAGAUGCGCAACUCCUUCGAAGAAAUGAAGAAGUUCAUUGCUGAGCAAGACGACCUUCUUGUCGACGUUGGUAACAAGCAGCAUGACCGUACAAUUCAGAAGAUAGUCGUCGGUGGCCCACGACCUCAGCCAUUGGGACCACCCAAAUAUCAACGUCGCUCUUCUACAGAGGACGAUGCAGAGGAUUCGCCUGCUAAGAGACGAAAUGUGUUUAGGCGCGCUCUCAAAGGGCUCAGCAGCCGCAAUCAGAACGAUAUUGGCAAGAUAGAAGAGAUGCUGGUCCAUCUACUUGGAGAAGUCGAAGGGUUGAAGGCUGUUCAGGGCGUGCGGCCUGCUGGGGGAGGAGAUAACCGCGCUGACAGCCUGAAUUCGUAUAACAACAUGCGCGCAGCUGGCCCAGACGGGUAUGAGCCAGAAGGUCAGGCCGGUACCGGAUCAACAGGCCAAUCCGGGUACUUCUCAAACCCUCCAUCACGGGAAGCCAGCGCCAUGAGAAAUAGAGACAGUCGCCGCGGAUCUCAGAACCGAGUAAGUACAGUACUUGAAGCGGACGAGGAGCCUGAGCCGCAUGAGCAGGGAAUUCUUGACAAUCAUAACGAACAGCUGCUCACCCCUACCAGGGAGAACGCUCGAGCUGGGUCUGUGCCAUUGGGUACUCCACCGCAGACUCAGGUUCCAAACGGGACUCAAAGUAACGAGCAUACUCCGAGAACAGGAACAGAUAAGAGUCGCAAACACAAAUCCAGCAGCUCAUCGUUCUUCCCGAAGAUCUCCAGGUGGUCAAGGACAACAGCUUCUUCUGUCGGGGACAAUUUCAGGAAUAGCAUGGACCGACGACAGCAGCGACCUUUCUCAGAGGCAUCCCGCUCGGGAGAAGACCUACAGCCGUAUGAAACAAACGAUCAUUAUGACCACCAUGGGGACGACCGUAUUCGUUCUAAUGACUCACUCGAGAACGAUGAUGUCGUUCGUGAUGUGGCCCAAGAAAACCGACCUCCUUCUCCCCUGAUCCCAUCUCAAGUAUCUGAGGAUCCGAAAUAUCAAGCACAUCGGAAUUCUCUCAAUCUGCAGCAUCCCCAGCCACGUCCUGGACCCACGCAUCGAUUCCAGCACCAUCUCGAAUCUCAAGCCCAGAACUUCGGCUCCCGCUCUCCCAUCUCGCCCACCUCCGACACCUUUGGGUCUGACCCCACUCUUGCUCGUUACGUCCCAGGUGCCAUCAACAGAUAUAGUGGAUUGGCUGGCAACCUGUCCCCAAUAUCCGAUGCAGGACACUCAGAGACAUCAGGGGCCGAACAAGCUUCUGCUCCUCCACGACCGCCAAAAGUCAAAGAUGAUGGUCCACUGAUUCCAUCAGGUCCGUCGCGCCCGCCAAAGCUAGCGAGCAAAGACAGCAGGCCAACCUUUGCAUCGCCUCUAAGUACAGAACAUCUGCAACCUGAGCAGAGAUAUAGCAAUGGUUCCGCUUAUGAUACUGCAAGUCACCUUUUACUAGUCGGUUCGAAAAGCAUAUUAACUGACCAUCUUCUGCAGGCGAAAGACUCACCGCGCUCUACCUCCGGCGCUGCCAUGCAGCGCAAGCCUACUGGUCCAAGGCCCAUCACCUCUUCCGGUAGUUACAGCCCAGACAAGGAAAGCGUCAAGCGGAAUAGAUAUCGCGGAUCGCCAAAUCAAAUACCUUCACCAACCGAAGAGGCUGACUUCUAG